AUGCCGGGAACUAUGACUGAAAAUGAACAUCUAUUGAGUCUUGUUUCAAUAGAAGUACUCAUAAGUCACGUUCAUAUUAAUCUUAAUAUUGAAUGUCAUUUACCAUGUAUAGUUUUUCGUCUACUCGAUUAUCCAGCUGUAUCAAUACCGUAUUUUGAUCAAUGGCAAAUUGAAGAAUUUCAUAGUGUAAAACGUGAUUAUCCAAAUAUUUCAUGGCGUCAAUUACUUUCCGAUCAAUUCUAUGAACUUCGUUCAGCGAAUGGAAAAUUUAAUUUUAAACGUGGUAAAUCAUGUUUAUUUAAAACUUAUUUCAAAACAUUAUAUACACAUUUAUUAAAUGUUCCACUUUUUCUUUUACUUAUUGAUCAAAUUAAUGAUAAUGGUACGAAUGAUAAUACAACACAAUUUAUUGGAAGUUGUAAUAUAAAAUUAAAUGAAUUGAUUGAAAUGUUAAAUCAAUCAAUUAUUAAAAAUGGAAAGGAUAUACCACUUGUUGAACAACAAACAUUUUAUUGUACACUUUUUAAUUUAAUGGGUACACAAAUUGGUACUUGUAAUGUUGCUGUUCGGUUUUGUCAUUAUGGUACAACUAUUUUAACACAAUUACCUAUGCUUGAUGAUAAACUUCUAACAAAAAUAGAACAAAAAGCUCCGAUCGAAACUAAGAAAAAUAUUAACGAAAAAUCAUCAACAGUACCAGUAGUAUCACCAACAUUGCCUUCAUCAGAACCACCACCACCACCAACUGUGGAUACAAUUGUUAAACAUAUUCAUUUUGUUAAUGAAAAAAAAGAUGUUGGUUUACAAAUAUCUCGUAGUGACCUUCCAUUAUCAACAUCAAAUCAUAAUAAAUCAGCUCAAACACGUUGGACAAGUACAAAAACUUAUCAAACUACACAUCAUUCUAAAAGUCGAUCUUUACGUACUAUAGAAGAUCCAUUAUUUGAUGAUAUAUCGAUUGCGUCGUAUCAACCACCACCUCUUUAUUUUAAUUCGAAUUCUGAUUUUCUUCAAAUGAUAACACCAAUCAAUGCAAAAUGUAUGGAUGAAGCUAAAGAAAAUCGUUUAUCUUAUCUUGCAUCAAUUCCUAUUGCCAGUUUUACUAAUGAACUUGAUAUCGAUGAUGAUGAUGAUGAAGACAAUGAAAAUAUUCAUAUUAAACAACAACGAUUAAAACCAAAAAGUUCACAUAAUGUACGUUUUAAUUUAUCUUCAUCAUCUGUACCACCACCGGCAAUUAUUCCUCGAACAAAAAUAAUGCCAAAACAACCAUUAUUAACAGAAAACUUUUUACAAAAUUUUCCUCUUCUUCGUGCAUUAGUUGAAGAAGCCUUAGCUUUACAACAACAUGAUCAGUUUAAUCUUCCGUUGGCGAUGAAUCAUAUUAUGACUGAUGAACGACCGCAUUCAACGAAACAACCAGGUCAAAGAAAAUUAAAACAAAGUCCAGUGCGACCUAAAUCAGCAACAAUGGUACGUUCAGUACGAACAAAAUCUGUUAUUGUAGCAAGAAAUAUAAAUAAUACUCGUCGACUUUAUCCGCCCCCACCGGAAACAAGACAAAUGGUUGUAACAAAAAAUGAAGUACGAAGUCUGGUUGAUCGUCUUUCUAAACCAAAAUUUAAUAAACGACUUGAACAACAAGUUGCGUUUGCUGAACAAGGAACAAUAAUCGAAGAACCUAUUAUAACUCCACGUCUUCCACCGAAAACUACUUCGACUACGCCAACUGGUACACCUAGAAGUAUAGUAUCACAAAAGCCACCACUUUCUUAUGGUACAACACGUGCUCAUCGAUUAUAUGCUGAAUAUUCUCGAGCUCGUCGUGCUGCAAAUCAACCUCAACCAACUGCUUCAUCAAAACCUCAAAUUACUCCACGAAAAGAAUCAUCAUCAUCCAAAGGUCGAAUUAUUUCACCAUCACCUCAAUUAAUUAAUACAGGCACACUUUCAAAUUUUUCUCUUCUCAACAAAGUUGAUAUUGAUACUGCUACUAUAGAAAAAAAUAGUUUACAACAAAUUUCAUCCGAACAAACACAACAAAAUACUGGUCCAAGUACGAAAUCAUCAUCAACAACAAGUCAAGAUGUAACAUUAGAAUUAAAUCAACACUUAUCAACAACAUCAUCGACAUCACCAUCGUCAUCAUCGUCAACAACAACACCUGAACCAACACUACCUGAACAUCAUCAUCAGCCUAAUAAUGAAAGAAAUGAAUUAGGAUUUUCCAUUACUGAUGUUACUGAUUAUUUUACCGAUGGUGAUAAAAGCUCAAGUAGUCGUCCAACACCACGACAAUCAACGUAA
Adineta steineri is the source of this 2307-nucleotide messenger RNA. Lineage: Eukaryota; Metazoa; Rotifera; Eurotatoria; Adinetida; Adinetidae. The record is from the annotation of a GenBank genome assembly.